AUGACAUUAGUGGACUCGAAUCAUUUGGUAAUAUUCUUUGGUGCCGAUGUUGUUUUGAGUGGCAACUUGGUCUACUACUUCUCCGGUAGUUCAGGUACACUUGAUUUGAACACGAAUUGGAAUCCAAUAUAUGUUACCGGUAUUACAAGUGCACCUACACAAGGUGGCAUGGUCACAGUGCAAGGAGCUUUCCUAAACACAACCACAACAGAGACCAAGAACACAUUGUUCAUUGCCAACUAUGUAAAUGACACUGGUGCCGAAGCCAACAGCGACUACUUCUCCAACUAUUUCAUAUUACCAGCAUCUGACCAAAUCUCAGGUACCAACAACCAAGCCAACAUUACAUGUAUCCAAAACAGUGCAUCAUUCACAUAUUCAUUCUUGCCACCUUAUGUUACAUCUUUAACAUAUUCAUCAAGUAAUAUUGUUAUUAAUGGAGGUAGUUUUGGAACUAAACUUGGUGAUGUAAAGGCUUACUUGGAUGGUAUCCAACUUCCAGUUAGUGAGAUUACCACUCCACAUCUUAAGAUCACCACUGGCUACCCAACAGGAACAUCCUUACCCUUUGACUCAUCAUUCUUUAGCUAUGCGGGUGUCAAGUCCCUGACCAUGUCAGUCAACCAAGACAUGAAACAACCAUACUUCCACACAAUAAGACCUGUUCCAACAUCAGUAACAAGUGUUGCCAGUGACCUUGGAGGUUUGGUAACAUUGAGUGGCGACACAUUCACUCAAACAAGAUGGAAUGGUAGUUUGACCACUGUAUCAAUUAAGAUUGGUGGAACUUCAUGUGAUAAUGUUACUCCAGUAUCAAAGAAUGGAAAUCAAUUCUCAUGUUUGAUGCAACCAUCUUCAUCAACUUCACAACAGAUCAAUAACCUACCAGUGUCUAUUAUGAUCGAUGGUGCUGCCUCCUCUGGAGACAACAAGGUCACAUUCUCUUAUGAUAUCCCAGACAUCCAGUUAGAGGCCGAACAACGUGGAGACCAAGUUAGAUUGGUUGGCCAGCGUCUUGGCAACGUCAACAACCUCAACCAGACAAUCAUUACAUUUGACAGCCAGAACUUGGUUGCAUCGUCGAUUGUCUUCUUGACCACCUCGACCCUGGAGCCAAACGGACAGGACAAACGUGUCCAAGAGCUCAACUUUACCAUCCCCCCUACCACCCCAAUCGGCAUGCCUUUGACCAUCGGCCUGAUAUUCAACGGCAAUCAGUCACCUCAGACCAAGUCCAUCAUGGUCUAUCCUCAGGUGCUAUACGUUACCUCGCCACCAGUUGCUGGAGGACUUGUCACAAUCAAGGGAACAUUAUUCCAAGCCAAACAAGAGAAUAUCACAAUCCCACAGUGCGAAUCAUUCACCCUGAUCAACAGCACCGACAUUACUUGUCAGCUUCCUCUUGGAAGUGGAGGCAACCACACAAUGAACAUCACUCUCAACACGAUCUCUGUAGUGACCUCUUUCAACUACCAGCCACCAGUGGUACGCGAGAUCACCAACUUCAGUUCGAGCGGUGGUGGUGUUACAGUGUACGGAGACAAUUUUGCCACAGCCGACGACCUCAGUGUGACCAUCGGUUCGGUCAAGUGUCGCGAUCCUCACAUUCUGACUUCAUCGAUGUUGGCAUGCCAGGUGCUCAACACAGACCUGCCCUCUCCCCUACCUACUGAAAUACAGACCGUGACGGUGACAGUGGCUGGCCAGACUUGCGAGGCCAACAUCUUUGGCUACAUCAUCCCUAAUCAAUCAAACGACAUCAGCAAGCAACUCAAGUGGAUCCUUCCCUUUGGAAUCCUGGCCGUGUUGUUCAUCGUGGGUACAUUCACGGUGCUCACCAUCAGACUGAUUAUCAGAAGGAGGCGAGUACAGGCCGUAAAGAAAUUCAUCAAGGCAUAG
Messenger RNA from Acytostelium subglobosum LB1, 1899 nucleotides. RefSeq lists its product as hypothetical. Lineage: Eukaryota; Evosea; Eumycetozoa; Acytosteliales; Acytosteliaceae. The record is from RefSeq and is a predicted model, not a curated record. The transcript is spliced from 3 exons. The coding region runs from base 1 to 1899 and encodes 632 amino acids.